Molecule: messenger RNA, 1327 nt
Organism: Chara braunii
Lineage: Eukaryota; Viridiplantae; Streptophyta; Charophyceae; Charales; Characeae
Source: the annotation of a GenBank genome assembly
GCCGAUUAUGGCAGCCCUGUCGGGGUGCACGGCACUGGCAAUUUAGCCGGCUUUCUAUUGGUCAUCAUCAUGGCGGUCGGGGUGCUUCUGCGGGCAGCGCCGCGAUGGUGGGUGAAGCCAAGGGCCGGUGGUGCUUGGAGAUACAUGACGUGGGGUGACAAUGCUCACGCGGAUUAUUUCCACGACAACAUACGGAUGGGGGAGGAUGUGUUCCGCGGCAUUGUUGCCAACGUGCGGCCUCAUCUGCAUUGCAGUUUGUGGACAAGAUACCGUGCACCGACACCUCCUGAACAGCUCGUUGCUUACGCCCUGUACCGUUGGGCUAGUGGAGAGUCGUUUGAGCACUCGGCGACUUCCUUCAAGCUCGGACGGGAGACCGGUCGUGUUGCCGUCCAGGAUGUCGCCGCUGCCAUUGUUCGUGCUUAUCCCGACGAGGUGUCCUUCCCGACCGGCCAUCGACUGGUCGAUGCAAUGGAGAAGUUCCAGGCAAAGGGCUUCCCCCGGUGUUACGGUGCGAUCGACUGCACGCACGUCUACAUAGACAAGCCGGCGGGGAGAAUGGCGGCUCCUUACUGUGAUCGGCAUAAGAGAUUCACUGUUGUCGCCCAAGUUGUCACCGGUUCCGACCUCAUGGUUUACGACGUGGUCGUCGGGUGGCCUGGUUCCGUUCAUGAUUCACGCGUACUGCAUCACUCUUCUUUGUUCCGGCGCGCAGACUCACGCGCUCUAUUCCGAGCGGAUCCGUUGGUGCUCCCGGGCGGUGUUACAACGAGAGGCUAUCUACUAGGUGACAAUGGCUAUCCGAGUCUACCCUGGCUUGUCACGCCAUACGGGGGCCAGCAAGUUCCAGGAACGGACCACGAUCUGUUUGACAGCCAGCAGAAGGCCGCGAGGGGGUGCGUCGAACGUGCAUUCGGGCGGUUGAAAUGUAUGUGGCGCAUGUUCCUUCGAACGCAUAAGCCGAACAUACGCCUGUUGUUGCUACAAUUCCAUGCAGUGUGUGUGAUCCCUAAUUUGCUGAUUCGCGUCGGUGUGGAGAUGGAUCCAGAGCUGGAGGAGCGUCCGGAAGAGGAUGAGGACGUUCUGUGGGAGGGUGUGGACCCGGUGCCACCCCCGACCGAGGAGUUGACAGUUCGAGGAGCUCGAGUUGCAGGCCAACGAUUCAGGGAUGCUUUGCGUCCAGUGGUGGCUCAAUUCGUUCGCGCGGAACGCGCUCGCGCCAGGGAGCGACGAGAACGUGUUUAGCUCGAAGAAUCAUUUUAAUUUAUCAACAUUUUUUUUUUUUUCAUUCUUUGAUUGUUUUAUCGAAUGAACCUUGCCAUGAAUA